Tachysurus fulvidraco (yellow catfish) is the source of this 1997-nucleotide messenger RNA. RefSeq names its product kelch domain-containing protein 1. The transcript has 13 exons. The coding region runs from base 34 to 1209 and encodes 391 amino acids. Gene Ontology annotation, molecular function: protein binding. The record is from RefSeq and is a predicted model, not a curated record. Lineage: Eukaryota; Metazoa; Chordata; Actinopteri; Siluriformes; Bagridae.
UGUUUAAAUAAAUAUAAAUAUUCUCUAAAAACAAUGGCAGCGUCAAAUGCCGAACUUGUGCCGCGAGAAAGAAGUGGACACACGGCCGUGGUCUCAGAAAACACUUUAUUUGUGUGGGGAGGUUAUGUGUCAGCAGCUGAUCUUGAAGUUUUCCUCCCAAACGAUGAGAUCUGGUUGUAUGACCUGGACACUGGGUUAUGGAAUAGGUGUGACAUGAGUGGUGAAGUUCCUCCACCCAUGUCAGGUACCUGUGGUUGCAAUCUAAAUGGAAUCAUGUAUAUAUUUGGUGGUUGCAGUGAUGAUGGUCAGACCAAUGAGCAUUAUUCUGUCAAUCUCCACAAUGGGAAUUAUGCAUGGAAGAAGUUGGGACAUUGUGCAGGGUUACUGCCGACACCCCGUGACAAGCUUUCCUGUUGGGUUCACAAAGGAAGGAUUAUUUACUUUGGUGGAUAUGGUCAUAAGCUUCGCAGUGAAAUCACCAACAAUGGCACUUUUGUUGUGGAUGAAACUUCUUGGGCUGAAGACAUCUUAUGGGGCUGGAACAGUGAAGUUCAUGUGUUUGACUCAGAUUCAAGAUGUUGGACAGAACCACAGACUUUUGGGCAUGUCCCUGCCCCGAGGGCUGCCCAUGCCAGUGCCACCAUAGGUAAUAAAGGGUAUGUCUGUGGAGGACGAAUAAUGGAGACAAGAAUAUGUGACCUUCAUUGUCUGGAUUUAAAUACAUGGAUGUGGUAUGAAAUUGUUGUAACCAGCACACUUCCUUUGGGCCGAUCAUGGCAUACACUAAAUGCAGUUUCAGAGACAACACUCUUUCUCUUUGGUGGACUUAGUGUGGAUUGCAGACCCAUGAGUGAUGGUUGGAUUUUUGAUCUGAAGACAAAUCAAUGGGCAGAAAUUAAGCACUCAAACAUGGAUAAACCACGGCUAUGGCACACAGCUUGUGUGGGAGGGAACUCAGAUGUUAUUGUCUUUGGAGGAAGUCAUGAUUAUAUCCUUUUAGUGGACUCUGGUCAUUGCAAUGACAUUCUUGUGUUCCAAACCCAGCCUUACUCACUAAUACGGUUAUGUGAGGACUUCAUUGCAAGCAAUGCCAAAAUGUUUCAGACCCAGCUUGCAGGUUUACCACAUAAAUUAAUGUACAGUAUGCAGAAGAGGAUAGCCUUUUUCAGAUCCACAAAAAAAUCACAGAAUGUCAAACCACUGGAGUAAUUUUGUCUGGAAAGAUGAGAUGAUGUAUAGAACAUGUCUAUGAUGUAUAUCUCUAUGAUGAAUAUGUAGAGAAUGUGUAAAUUCGGGUAAGGUCUAGUAAAUAAUGUUAACUUCUUUUGAGGAAGUUUAACAUAUAGAGCUCUACUUCAUUGCACUCUGUUGAUUAUUCACAAGGAGAGAGGGGAAUAAACUUUCUGAAAUAAAAAUAUAUUCUUAUUUUGUGUGAAUUUACAUGAUAUUAGAGAAUAUAUAUAUUGCAAAUUAAGAAGGUUUUGAUUACUUACUUGUUAUUUAAAUUAUUAAUGUGUAAAAAAUAAUUGGUGGGGUUCAGUACAGGGCUCUGUGCACUCACACUGUGCACAACGGCACUGUGAUGAUGAAAUACGUUAUACGUUACAUCAGUUUUUCUUACCCUGAGGGCAUGAAUGUCUUUGUGAUUCUCUCUGUCCCUGUAUUUUGGUAACAGUGAGAAUAUUAAGUUGUCUGUUACUCUAAUGCCAAACUGGGAAUUCCGUUAUCUGACAAAGGUCCUUGGUUUAUUCUAGAAGCCAGAACACAAAUGCAAAACAAAAACCAACCUCACUUUUUAUAAGAAUACUAUGUACAUUAUGUAUACAAAGGAUCAAGAUAGGUCCCAAUUAAGGUUGGUGUAAUGUUUAGAUUUUAUAGUCUUUUCCAACCUCAAUCUGGAUCUGUAUGACCGCAUCCUUAGUUCCGCAAUUCAUCGACAUGAAAUAUGCAAUUUUUUGCAGUCUACAGCACAUCACUUAUCAGUUAAAAAUCAUUGU